Molecule: messenger RNA, 287 nt
Organism: Tinamus guttatus (white-throated tinamou)
Lineage: Eukaryota; Metazoa; Chordata; Aves; Tinamiformes; Tinamidae
Source: RefSeq, a predicted model, not a curated record
UGGGCGGCCGCGUGGACUUCGAGGACUUCGUGCAGAUGAUGGGCCCGAAGCUGCGGGAGGAGCCGGCGCACAUGGUGGGCGUGCGGGAGCUCAGGAUCGCCUUCCGCGAGUUCGACGUGAACGGGGAUGGGGAGAUCAGCAGCUCAGAGAUGCGGGAGGCCAUUGCCGCGCUCCUCGGGGAGCAGCUCAAGGCGCAGGAGGUGGAUGAGAUCCUGCAGGACGUGGACCUCAAUGGGGACGGCCGCGUGGACUUUGACGAGUUUGUCAUGAUGCUGUCGUCCCGAUAA